This is a messenger RNA of Brassica napus (rape), 1431 nucleotides long. RefSeq lists its product as uncharacterized. The transcript has 4 exons. The coding region runs from base 1 to 1431 and encodes 476 amino acids. NCBI's taxonomy places the organism in Eukaryota, Viridiplantae, Streptophyta, Magnoliopsida, Brassicales, Brassicaceae. The record is from RefSeq and is a predicted model, not a curated record. Gene Ontology annotation, molecular function: zinc ion binding.
AUGAUGAAGGGUAAAUUUGCUGGAAGAGGCGGAGGUCCCCGACCAAAUGAUAUUCGUGAAGCCAUGCAAGGUGAUCAUGACGUCCACAUUUCAUACUGGAAAGCCUGGAGGUCGAGAGAGGUAGCCUUAGACUACGCAAAAGGAUCUUCCGGCGCAUCAUACAAUUUGCUUCCCACGUACUUGGAGAAGCUAGUCAUGGCUAAUCCGGGAAGUAUUACACAGAUCCACACCGAAUAUGCUGACGGUAUAGGCCAUAGGUUCAAGUAUAUGUUUAUGGCCUUAGCUGCUAGCAUCGAAGGCUAUAGAUUCAUGAGGAAGGUUGUUAUAGUUGAUGGGUCACAUUUGCGAGGAAAGUAUGCGGGGUGUUUGUUGACCGCUUCCGCGCAGGAUGGAAACUAUCAAGUGUUCCCUUUGGCAGUUGCAGUUGUUGACAGUGAGAAUGACAAGGCUUGGGAAUGGUUUUUCACAAAACUUUCUCAAUUCAUUCCCAACAAUGAAGAGAUUGUAUUUGUCUCUGACAGACAUCCAUCCAUAUAUAUGGCAAUUGCAAAGAGUAAGAUAGGAUAUGGUAACUCGAGUAUAAUACGGACGUACUUCAAAGACAAGCAUUUGGGAUACCUCGUUGGAAAAGCUGCUAGGGCGUAUAGGUUAUCAGAGUUUUACCUUACGUUCAACGAGAUUAAAAGAGUUAAUCAAUCAUGUGCUGAUUACCUCGUUGGGAUAGGAUUAGAACAUUGGGCACGGUCACAUUUUCAGGGUAACCGAUACAACAUUAUGACCAGUAAUGUGGCCGAAACUUGGAAUUCAGUAUUACGAGAUGCAAGAGAAUAUCCUAUCCUCUCCCUCAUCGAAUACAUCAGGGCGAAGCUUAUGACGUGGUUUGCAAAGAGAAGACAAAUUAAAAGGGGAGAAGGUCAAAUGGUAACGCCUCGUGUUGAAGAGAUUCUCGCUGCAAAUUUUGAACGGAGUGGAUCCCUUUGGGUUACGAUGAUAGGUGAGGCGGAGUAUAAGGUCCGUAACAAAGAGGGAGCCACCUUCCAUGUGAAUCUUAGUCAGAAAACAUGUACAUGCCAUGAGUUUCAAGCACUCCUCAUUCCUUGCACUCAUGCAAUUGCUGCUGCGACAAGGGCCCAAAUCAGAAUUGACUCGUUAGUUGACGGAUGUUACAGUAGAAGCACAUACACAGCAGCAUACGCAAACAUAAUUAAUCCGGUCGUUGAGUACGAAAGUAUAGAGAUUCUAUCAAGUGACAACUCUGUUUCUGGCGUUGAAAUAAAUCGACCAUCUAGUCGGAGGCCACCGGGAAGACCAAGGAAAAGCCGGAUUCUAUCGAGGGGUGAAUUCCAGACGAGAGGACCGAAAAAGAGGACAGUUUGCAGUCGCUGCAAGGGUGGUGGUCAUAACAGAGCCACUUGCAAAGUGGCAAUAUGA